AACAACAGUGUUUUAAAGAAGAAGAAGAAAGGAGCAAGUGGUACAGAAGGUUCGGGACCAGCUUGUAAAUGUCAGUAGUGACACUGCAGCUGGGUCAGUGCGGUAACCAGGUGGGUCCGGAGCUGUUCGACAUCAUUUGGAGCGAUGUUCAGGAGGGACAGAGGAAAGCGUACAGCUCGAGCAGCUGGGACCGCUUCUUCCGCCGAACCGCCCAGGGAGGCUUUGAGGCCAGGGCGGUACUGGUUGAUAUGGAGCCCAAAGUCGUGAACCAGAGCGUGAUCAAGGCUGCCAAGAGUGGCAGGUGGAGGUACGGAGAAACUUCCCACUUUAGCCAAAAACAGGGCUCUGGAAACAACUGGGCUAAUGGGUAUCACGUCCUCGGUCCCCGUCACAGGGACGUGGUGGAGCAGCUGGUGAGGCGGGAGGUGGAGCGCUGUGACAUGCUGGCAGGUUUCAUGCCCCUCAUGAGUGUUGCAGGGGGAACAGGGUCAGGAGUUGGUACCUUUGUCACUCAGUGUCUCCGAGACAUGUACCCAGCGUCCUUCAUCCUCAACCACCUCACCUGGCCGUACGGGGCGGGAGAGGUGAUUGUGCAGAACUAUAACUCGGUGCUGACGCUGGCGCACCUCUACCAGCUUUCAGACGCCAUUCUGGUGCACGAGAACGACAUCGUGCACCAGAUCUGCAGUCAGCUGCUGAACAUCAAACAGAUCUCCUUCAGUGACAUCAACAGGGUUAUUGCUCACCAGCUGGGCAGCGUCCUGCAGCCGGCGCUCGCACCGCACUCCCACGGAGCCUAUGGACAAAAUCCUCUUGGUGAGCUGGUGAGCGCCCUCGCCUGCCACCCCGAGUACAAGCUGCUCGGCGUGUGCACCGUCCCUCACAUGCCCACCUCCUCCAUCGCCUUCAGCACGUUCAGCUGGCCGGCGCUCCUCAAACACCUGCGGCAGAUGCUCAUCUCCAACUCCAAGAUGGAAGCAGGUGUGGACUGGCAGGUGCGCGCACCUGCAGCCUCGGCGCGGGUCAGGAGUCUCACCCGAGGCGGUUUCAACACCUCACUGGCCAAUCUGCUCAUACUGAGAGGGAAGGAUGUGUACGGUGCAGAGACGGGAGGUUUUGAAGAUCCAGCCAUCUACACGUCCUGGCUCCCAUCACAAGAAGCUUUCAGCUCGUGGAAAUGCCCAGUUCCCUUCAACAAGUACGAGAAGUCUGCUACGCUGGUUACGAACAGUCAGGCUCUGCUCACACCUUUGGAUGACGUGGUGAGGAAAGCGUGGAACAUGUUCGCUUCCAGAGCAUAUGUGCAUCGGUACGUUACCUUUGGCGUCUCGGAGGAGGACUUCCUGGACAGUUUUACAGCUCUGGAGCAGAUCAUCUCCAGCUACAGUCACCUGCAGCACUAGAACUGGAACAACCA
Messenger RNA from Nematolebias whitei (Rio pearlfish), 1417 nucleotides. It is a transcript of the gene tubd1, whose product is annotated as tubulin, delta 1. Gene Ontology annotation, cellular component: microtubule; cytoplasm. The coding region runs from base 69 to 1403 and encodes 444 amino acids. Gene Ontology annotation, molecular function: structural constituent of cytoskeleton; GTP binding. NCBI's taxonomy places the organism in Eukaryota, Metazoa, Chordata, Actinopteri, Cyprinodontiformes, Rivulidae. Gene Ontology annotation, biological process: microtubule cytoskeleton organization; mitotic cell cycle. The record is from RefSeq and is a predicted model, not a curated record. The transcript has 8 exons.